Messenger RNA from Cuscuta campestris, 1284 nucleotides. The record is from the annotation of a GenBank genome assembly. NCBI's taxonomy places the organism in Eukaryota, Viridiplantae, Streptophyta, Magnoliopsida, Solanales, Convolvulaceae.
GUUGAUCAUACAUAGUACAUACACAUAAUACCCAUCUAAUCCCAUCAACUAACUCUAUCUACCUCUUCGAUCUCUUCUAUUCGAUCUUCAUUCAUUCCUAAUAAUAAAGGAUCGAUGUCAUCAAAUAACGUUGUGCCCCCGCCGUCGCCGUGGACCAUAAAGGUGGAUGCUGUGGUGACACAAGUUAACCCAACCCCGAACGACUUCCCCACCAUCCAAGCAGCUCUAGACGCCGCCGCCUCCGCCCCCAGAGGCACCGGCACUCAAUUCGUGAUACACGUAACGGCCGGAAAGUACCAAGAGUACGUCACCGUCAAGUCCAACAACGUGACUAUCGUCGGAGACGGCAUAGGGAAAACCAUCAUCACCGGAAACCGGAGUGCUAAGGGCGGCUUCAAAACCUCUGACUCCGCAACCCUCAGUGUGGAGGGAGAAGGGUUCAUAGGCGCAGGUUUCACAGUGGAGAACACGGCGGGACCGGAGAACGAGCAGGCUGUGGCGGUCAUGACGAGCGCCGAUCACGCCGCCUUCCACAAAUGCAGCUUCGAGGGCUACCAGGACACCCUCUACGCCCACAAAGGCACCCAGUUCUACAGGGACUGCGACAUCUACGGCACCGUCGACUUCAUCUUCUCCCUCAGGGGCGCCGCCGUGCUCCAGAACUGCAGGAUUUACCCCCGAAUCCCCGGGGGGAACGGGAAGCCCAGCACCAUCACCGCCGACGGGAGGCCCGGGCCAAACGAUCCUUUCGGGAUAUGCAUCCACAACUGCGAGGUGUCGGCGUCCAAGGAGCUGGGCGACGCCUUGGCCGCGGGGGCGAAGAUCCAGACCUACUUGGGACGGCCGUGGUCCGACCACUCGCGCACCGUCUUCAUCACGACCAAGAUGGACCGCUUGGUGGAUGCCGCGGGGUGGCUCGCGUGGCCCGACCAGCCUAAGUGGAGGCCCACUACUCUCUACUACCGCGAGUAUAAAAACUGCGGUCUCGGCGCGGUCACCAAAGCUGAUACCCAGAACCGGGUCUCCUGGCCCGGCUUGCAUGUGACCGUCGCCGACGUUUCUCCGCCCCCCAAAGCUUGAUCCCGACGACGACGUUUCUCCGUUCACCGUGGCCGAAUUCAUCGACGGCAACUCCUGGCUGCCCAACACCGGUGUCCCCUUCUCUCCCGGCCUCGACGGUCAAUCCCCCUGCUCCCCGCCGACGCCCCCACCACGGCCAUCUGCUAUAUGAUCUCAUCUAAACCCCGCCAUAAGCAAUAAGCUAAAUAAUUUAGCGAGUACACU